Molecule: messenger RNA, 1335 nt
Organism: Perkinsus marinus ATCC 50983
Lineage: Eukaryota; Perkinsozoa; Perkinsida; Perkinsidae
Product: Fumarylacetoacetase, putative
Exons: 15
Coding region: 1-1335 (444 amino acids)
Biological process (GO): L-phenylalanine catabolic process; L-tyrosine catabolic process; homogentisate catabolic process
Molecular function (GO): fumarylacetoacetase activity
Source: RefSeq, a predicted model, not a curated record
AUGUCCUCUCCAGUCGGCAGAGCCUUGCCUCGUUUCCUCUUCCCUGAGGUCUUCGCGACUGAUUUCACUAUCCAUAAUCUUCCUUAUGGAGUUUUCCGAGCUCAGAGUGGAGAGUCUAGGAUUGGUACUGCUAUUGGAGAUAAGAUACUGGAUCUAUCGGUCCUUGCGAGGCAUCAAAGACUUCCACAGUGCUUUACUAACACCACUUUGAAUGAAUUUAUGGGCAUGGACAAAUCCGAGUGGAGUCGAGUUCGAGGUAAAAUACAGUCCUACCUUUCCGAUGACCAUCCUGAGUCCCUCAAGCACGACAAUGUGUUGUUGAAGGAAGCGAUGGUGGACAUGUCCAAGGUGCAGAUGAUGCUACCAUGCGACAUAGGAGAUUAUACGGACUUCUAUUCUUCUGAGGAGCAUGCUACUAACGUGGGUAAGAUGUUCCGUCCUAACCAAGACUCAUUACUGCCCAAUUGGAAGCACCUACCGGUCGGCUAUCACGGACGGGCCAGCAGUGUGGUUGUUAGUGGUACACCCAUAACUCGUCCAUGUGGUCAAAGGAAAGGCCCCAAUGAUCCUGUCCCCACCUUUGGCCCCAGCACGAGGAUGGAUAUCGAAUUGGAGAUGGGCUUCUUUGUGGGUGGGAAGGGUACUCAGCUGGGAGACCCCAUACCAUUAUCAGAAGCUGGGGAUCACAUCUUUGGGGUGGUCCUAAUGAACGACUGGUCAGCAAGAGACAUCCAGCAGUGGGAGUAUGUCCCCUUGGGGCCUUUCCUCGGCAAGAACUUCGGUACAUCUAUAAGCCCAUGGAUAGUCACAUGGGAAGCCCUGAAGCCGUUUAGGAUUCCCCUGACGAAAGAGCAAAUACCGCGCCCAUUGCCGUAUCUUGCGCACUCGGAAGAUUCCUCACCCCAAUUGGAUAUCGAGCUGACUGUAGAUUUGAAUGGUGAGCGUAUAUGCAAGUCAAACUUGAAAUACAUGUAUUGGUCUAUGGAGCAACAGCUAGCUCACCAUACAGUAAAUGGGUGUAAUGUGAAGGCUGGUGACUUGAUGGGAUCGGGGACUAUCAGUGUCCGAUACAAGCGGGAUCGAGGUGCUCUGCAGCUCCGAUGUGAUCAAUGCCGGUAUCGAGUAUAUCGUCAUGCUAUACCUAUCCUGGCAGUGGACUGUACAGCCAACCCUACGCAUAAGCAGAAAUUGACUAAACCGCCACCACGGUCGCUGCAGUUCCCGGAGUACCUUCUACCUUACAUAUCCGGCAAGCAAUUCAAGAAGCAUCCUAGCUGGCGUAAUCAGAAGAUAUUCCAGUGUUACCACUACACCCGGAACAACCGUCUUCGGUAG